AUGGCGGCGAAACCAAAGCAUUUUAAACUUUUGAUUUUAACUUUGCUACAUUUAGCACCGGUUUUCGCAAAUGAUUUGCUGUGGGACGAAAACGGAUAUGUUCUGUACUGUCCAUGCAUGGGUCGGUUCGGGAAUCAAGCGGAUCAUUUUCUAGGCUCGUUGGCUUUUGCCAAAAUGCUGAACCGGACUCUGGCGGUUCCACCGUGGAUCGUUUACCGGCAUCACGCUCCUCCGUACAUUAAUGUGCACAUACCAUACAGUGAGUAUUUCCAGCUGGAGCCACUAAAGCAGUACCACCGUGUGGUCAGUCUGGAGGACUUUAUGGAGCAUCUGGCUCCCACACACUGGCCACCGGGACAGAGAGUAGCUUACUGCUUUGACUCUGCUGUUCAACGGAGUACGGAUAAGAAAAGCUGCCCUAUGAAGGAUGGGAAUCCUUUCGGUCCUUUCUGGGACCAUUUUGGAGUGGAUUUUGAUCGCUCUGUCCCCUUUGGUGGCCUGUCUUUUAACUCCUACUACCAACAAAACUGGAUCAAAAGGUUUUCCCCAGCGGAGCACCCAGUGCUGGCUCUUCCCGGAGCUCCUGCCCAGUUCCCUGUGCUGGAGGAGCAUGUGGGCCUGCAGCGCUAUGUAGUGUGGGCUGAAAAAAUAGUGCAGGAUGGAGAGAAGCACAUCAGCACGCUGCUUCCUAGACCUUAUUUAGGAAUCCACCUUCGCAUCGGAUCGGACUGGCAAAACGCCUGUAAGCUGCUGCAGUCGGGCGAUGCAGGUCCUCACUUCAUGGCUUCACCACAGUGCGUAGGUUACGACAGGCAGACAUCACUGCCUCUCACUUUCACCAUGUGUCUGCCUGACCUCAAGGAAAUCUUGCGUGCUGUCAAGCUCUGGGUGAAGAAAACAAAAGCUCGGACUAUCUACAUCGCCACUGAUUCAGAGUCCCACAGCUCUGAUAUUGAAAAAGUCUUCAAAGGAAAGGUAAAGGUGGUGAGUCUUAAUCCAGAUGUGGCGCAGCUGGACCUGUACAUCCUGGGCCAAGCCGACCACUUCAUAGGCAACUGUGUCUCGUCCUUCUCAGCAUUUGUGAAGCGGGAAAGAGACAUCUACGGCAGGCCCUCCUCCUUCUUUGGCAUGGACUAUCCUGGCAAAAAGAAAAGAAGAGAUGAACUUUAGAAUGAUCUGGUAUUGAUUUGUUGUUUGCUGUGAUAGUAGACAGAGUGUUUAGAAAUCUCAGGUGAUUUGUUCAAGUUUACUGUGUUCAGAACUAUUUUUUAUAUCAUGUUUAAUUAAAGAGAAAAAUGCAUGUUUAGUUUCGAAUUACAAACAUUGCAAAUUAUCAAAUUGUUCUAAGAUCAUUUAUGUGCAAUUCUGAACAUUCCAGUAGCUAUUUACCCUGUCCAGUAUUCAUGUACCCAUACACAGUAUUUCUAAAAUGCUGCAUUCUUAUACAAAUGUGCUCUAGUAGAUUUGUUGCUUAUUUACCUACACAGCAAAUUACACCAGAAUGCAUGGUUAUACACUACAUAGAAGCAUUUAUUGGUGUGUAAUUGCUGGAUGGUUGCCUAUUCAAAAUAAUCCACUUCAGGUAGGUGGUAAAUGAUCAUGUGAGGGCUCAAUACUUGGUAAGGAACCUGAAUUAGUUGGUUUGUUUUAAAAUAAAAAUACCCUGAACACUUUAGGUUGGACCUUUAAGGGGGCUGUCGUUUCAGAAUGAAAGAAUAAAUUCUCGCAUUGCCAUGUAUGUGUGUGUUAAACGGUUAUGGUACUGUGACCUUGAUGAAUUCUAUAUUUUUUAAAUUUACUAAACAUAAGUGCACUGUUUUUUGUGUGUGCAUUUUUCCCAAUUUUCCUCCCAGUCUAGUCGUAUCCAAUUACCCGAUUGCAUUACACUGCCUCUCUACUGAUGCUGAUCUCCACUGCUAAUUGAGGUGAGCGAUACUGUCACCCUCCGACACAUGCAGUAGCCAACUGCAUCUUUUCACCUGUUCCAAGUUCAUAUGAGGAUAAGCUUUGUGUACGGAGAGCAAUUAUCAAUUAUCCCUUGAUUCUGUGCAGGCUGGGCACCUACACAAACAAUGAUUGGCUGUUGUUCAAGGGCAGGGUGCUGGACGGGACCUCAUAACUGAUGCAAUUAGUCAAGAAAUAAUGUGUGAUCAGGGUGUGGCUCUCUGUACAUAAAGCUGAUCCACAUAUGAACUCGCCUCGUGCAGGUGAAAAGAUGCAGUCGGCUACUGCACGUUUCGAAGGGGGAGGUUGGUAGUCUCGGCUCUCCUCAACCAGAGGGGAGAUCAACAUCAGCAG
Molecule: messenger RNA, 2298 nt
Organism: Trichomycterus rosablanca
Lineage: Eukaryota; Metazoa; Chordata; Actinopteri; Siluriformes; Trichomycteridae
Gene: pofut1
Product: protein O-fucosyltransferase 1
Exons: 7
Coding region: 1-1170 (389 amino acids)
Biological process (GO): Notch signaling pathway; protein O-linked glycosylation via fucose; regulation of Notch signaling pathway
Cellular component (GO): endoplasmic reticulum
Molecular function (GO): peptide-O-fucosyltransferase activity
Source: RefSeq, a predicted model, not a curated record